CGCGGGGCGGAGCGGGAUCCGGGCCUCGGGGGGCGCGCAGGGGCGCCAGGGUCUUUGCUGUAGCCCCCGUCCCCCGCUCCGGGCGCGGCUCCGAUGAGCCCGUUGCCUUCCCGGUGUCCUUUCCUGCCCCCUCGGCCCUGCCAGGCAGACGGCCCAGCCCUGUCACCGAGUGGGGAUUCAGGGUCCGUCGAGGCCCAGCAGCAGUUCCGCCCGCCGGCCUUGGAGCGGCCUGGAAAGGAGCUCUCCCUCCCGCAGCCGGAGACGAUGCCGAAGCUGCAGGGCUUCGAGUUCUGGAGCCGCACCCUGGGGGGGGCCCGCCACGUGGUGGCCCCCAUGGUGGACCAGAGCGAGCUGGCCUGGAGGCUGCUGAGCCGCCGCCACGGGGCCCAGCUCUGCUACACCCCCAUGCUGCACGCCCAGGUCUUCGUCCGCGACGCCAACUACCGCAAGGAGAACCUGUACUGCGAGGUGUGCCCCGAGGACCGGCCCCUCAUCGUGCAGUUCUGUGCCAACGAUCCGGAAGUGUUUGUCCAGGCGGCGCUGCUGGCCCAGGAUCACUGCGACGCCAUCGACCUGAAUCUGGGCUGCCCCCAGAUGAUAGCCAAGAGAGGUCACUAUGGCGCCUUCCUGCAGGAGGAGUGGGACCUGCUCCAGAGAAUGAUUCUGCUGGCCAACGAGAGACUCUCUGUCCCCGUUACUUGCAAAAUCCGCGUCUUCCCCGAGAUCGAGAAGACCGUGCGGUACGCCCAGAUGCUGGAGAGGGCCGGCUGCCAGCUGCUGGCCGUGCACGGGCGCACCAAGGAGCAGAAGGGGCCCCUGCCCGGGCCGGCGUCCUGGGAGCACAUCCGGGCUGUGCGGAAGGCUGUGAACAUCCCAGUGUUUGCCAACGGGAACAUCCAGUGUCUCCAUGAUGUGGAGCAGUGCAUCCAGGCCACGGGGGUGCAAGGGGUCAUGAGUGCAGAGGGCAACCUGCAUAACCCCGCCCUGUUUGAGGGCCGCAGCCCGGCCGUGUGGGAGCUGGCCGAGGAGUACCUGGAGAUUGUGCGGCAGCACCCCUGUCCGCUCUCGUGUGUCCGGGCCCACCUCUUCAAGCUGUGGCACCACCCGCUGCAGGUGCAUCAGCAGCUGCGUGAGGAGCUGGCCAGAGUGAAGACCCUGGAGGGCCUGAGCGCCGUGAGCAGGGAGCUGAAGCUGCGCUGUCAGGAGGACAUGUCCAGGCAGCUGGAGGGGGACCAGCCCACGGGAGGCCUGCCGCUCUCCCACUGGGUCUGCCAGCCCUACGUCCGCCCAGGGCCCAGGGAGGGGAGCAAGGACAGUGGCGGCUGCAGCAAGCGGGCCCUGGAGGGGGAGGAUGGGCGGGGCGCAGACGUCCUGUCCAAGAACAAGCAGAAGAAGCAGCUGAGGAACCCCCAGAAGACCUUUGACCCGUCACUGAAACCAAAAUACGCAAAGUGCGAUCAGUGUGGAAACCCAAAGGGCAACCGCUGCGUGUUUCAUCUGUGCCGGGGCUGCUGCAAGAAGCGAGCAUUCCGGGAGACGGCAGACUGCCCAGGUCACGGAUUACUUUUUAAAACCAAACUGGAGAAGGCUCUGGCCUGGCCGAGGGACCAGCCCAGAUUGCAGGAGCUGCCGCAGCCGGGACCCAGGGACCCGGGGGGCCUCCCCGAAGUCACAGGCAGCGCCCUCGCCUGAGGCCAGCUGGGACUGGCCCCCACCUGGGCUGCCACAGCCUGGACACACCAAGUUAAGGAAAUGCCUUUUACUCAGGGAAUCUCCUGCUACCUAACAUGGAAGGCCGGAAAAUGCUGCAUCGGUGGGCAGGCUCCAGGCCAGGCCUGCUCUGCUCUCACGACUCAUGUCUGCUUUCAAAACUGAACAAUAAA
Molecule: messenger RNA, 1883 nt
Organism: Choloepus didactylus (southern two-toed sloth)
Lineage: Eukaryota; Metazoa; Chordata; Mammalia; Pilosa; Megalonychidae
Gene: DUS1L
Product: dihydrouridine synthase 1 like
Exons: 13
Coding region: 94-1692 (532 amino acids)
Biological process (GO): tRNA processing
Molecular function (GO): flavin adenine dinucleotide binding; tRNA dihydrouridine synthase activity
Source: RefSeq, a predicted model, not a curated record